Molecule: messenger RNA, 1934 nt
Organism: Myotis daubentonii (Daubenton's bat)
Lineage: Eukaryota; Metazoa; Chordata; Mammalia; Chiroptera; Vespertilionidae
Product: leukocyte immunoglobulin-like receptor subfamily B member 3
Exons: 11
Coding region: 414-1934 (506 amino acids)
Biological process (GO): immune response-regulating signaling pathway; cytokine-mediated signaling pathway
Cellular component (GO): plasma membrane
Molecular function (GO): inhibitory MHC class I receptor activity
Source: RefSeq, a predicted model, not a curated record
AGAAGUUUGUCCCCAAGAAGCGGUGGUAGAUGCUGUGGCUACAACAAAAAGAGAAGUCCUGGAGGGCAGCUGUGAGAGAAAGAAAGCCACACUCAGGGCCAGGGGAAGUGACGUGUUUCCUUCCCUUAUUUCCCUGCAUUUCACUCUGUGCUCAUUGUCACAGCGACAUCGCCCUGAGCUGCGCAGUUGGAGGGUAAGCGUGUCUCUGCUGAUCUGAGCUCUGCAGAACACAGGGACCCAUGUCUUCCUGAAGUGUCCCCAGGACCCCGGUGACACUGUCCAUGGCUGUUGACAUGAGAGCCCUGUGAGAGACAAGACCGGCCACCAGAGACUACCACUCGUGCAUCUGUCUGUCUAUCCCGCUGGUCCCGUGGCCUCCAUCUGCUCAGCUGAGGCCUCCAGGAGAGGAUGCCAUGACCCCCACCCUCAGGGCCCUGCUCUGCCUCGGGCUGAGUGUGGGCCUCAGGACCCCAGUGCAGGCAGGGACCGUCCCCAAACCCACCAUCAGGGCUGAGCCAGGCCCCGUGGUCCCUUAUGGGAGCCCUGUGACCAUCUGGUGUCAGGGGACACCAGGGGCUGAGGAGUACCGUCUGGAUAAAGAGGGAAGCCCAGAACCAUGGAGAAGAGAGAAGCCACUGGAGCCUGCGGAGAAGGUGAUGUUCUACUUUCCACAAAUGACAGAAUAUGAUGCUGGGAGAUAUCGCUGUUACUGUUACAGCCCUGGUGGCUGGUCAGAGCGCAGUGAGCCCCUGGAGCUGGUGGUGCUGUCAGGAUCCUACAGCAAACCCAGCCUCUCAGCCUUGCCCAGCCCUGUCGUGACCUCAGGAAAGAAUGUGACCCUCCGGUGUGGCUCAUGGCCACUAUUUGGCAAGUUCAUUCUGACUAAGGAAGGAGAUCACAGGCUCUCCAAGACCCUGAACUCACCACACUCCAGUGGGCAGUCCAAAGCCCUGUUCUCUGUGGGCCCCGUGACCGCCAGCGACAGGUGGACAUUCAGAUGCUAUGGCUGUUCCAGGAACAGCCCCCAGGUGUGCUCACCAUUUAGUGACCCCCUGGAGCUCCUGGUCCCAGGUGAGUCUGGGAAGCCCUCCCUCCUGACCCAGCAGGGCCCCAUCGUGGCCUCUGGACAGAGCCUGACCCUCCAGUGUCGCUCUGAUAUCGGCUAUGACAGAUUCCCCCAGGAUGGGCCCUUUCAGGCCCACUUCCCCCUGGACACUGUGAGCAGCUCCCACGGGGGCCGGUACAGAUGCUACGGUGGAUACAACCUCUCCUCUGAGUGGUCGGCCCCCAGUGACCCCUUGGACAUCCUGGUGGCAGGAUGGCUGCGUGAAAGACCUUCCCUCUUGGUGCAUCCAGGCCCCAGGGUGUCCUCAGGAGAGAACGUGACCCUGCUGUGUCAGUCACAGAGACCGAGGGACACGUUUCUUCUGUCCAAGGAGGGGGCAGCGGAUCCCCCCUUGCGUUUGAAUUCAAUGCACCGAGCUCAGAACCAGGCGGAGUUCUCCAUGAGCCCUGUGACCUCAGCCCAUGGGGGCACCUACAGGUGCUACAGCUCACGCAGCACCUCCCCCUUCCUGCUGUCACCCCCCAGUGAGCCCCUGGAGCUCCUGGUCUCAGUUCCCAAAUGGAACCUGAACAUCCUGAUCGGGGUCUCGGUGGCCCUUUUCCUGCUGCUCUCGCUCCUCCUCUCCCUCCUCCUCCUACGACACCAACGUCAGAGUAAAGGCAGGACGUCAGAUGCUGCCAUGAAAGACCCACAGCCUGGGGAGAGCGUGGAGCUGGACCCUCGGGCUGCACCUGACGCCCCCCAGGAUGUGACCUACGCCCAUCUGAACCCCUCGACUCUCAAAAGGAAGACUUGUGCACCCUCAUCCUCCCCAUCAGAGGAGCCCCUAGAUGAGCCCAGUGUGUAUGCUGCUCUAGCCAUCCACUAG